AUGACGUCACAGAUUUCCUCUGCCAUGCAAUACCUUGCGGCAUUCGACUACAUUCACCGCGACAUUUCCACUCGAAAGUGUCUCGUCGGAAAAAACUUUCUCGUGAAGCUGUCGGAUUUGGGUGUGAACACGAGUACUUACCAAUCCCAUUACUACUGCAUCCGUGGCAACAAACUCCUCCCAAUCCGUUGGAUUGCUACGGAAAGCUUCGACGGGAAAUUCUCGGAGAAGUCAGACGUGUGGGCAUUUGGUGUGACCAUGUGGGAGAUGUUCACUCUGGCCAAGCAGCUGCCGUACCCUCACCUCUCCGAUGAAGAAGUAAUCCACAAUGCAUUGCAAACGGAGCACUUUUGCCCCCCAACAAGGCCGAAUGGUUGUCCUCAAGCGGUGUACCAGAUCAUGCAACAGUGCUGGGCCAUUGACUUGCACCACCGCGCCACCUUUCAGGAAGUCAACGAAAUGUUCAAAACAUGCAUAUGA
Geodia barretti is the source of this 480-nucleotide messenger RNA. The record is from the annotation of a GenBank genome assembly. NCBI's taxonomy places the organism in Eukaryota, Metazoa, Porifera, Demospongiae, Tetractinellida, Geodiidae.